AGUUAUGCAUUUUUGUUAGCUUUUUUGCAAAAUGAACGAAAAGUAUAUAACCACACGCAACGUUAGCCUCUGGUUUAGUUGAAUCAUACAAUUCGCAAGAGAAGAAGUUAAGAAAAAGUAUUCAAAAAAUUAAAACUUAAAAUAAGCCAAAGUUAAAAUAAUUUGUUUGGGUGUUGGAGAACGAAAAAGUGAAUUUAAAAAAAAAAAAACUAAACUAAAACUACAAAAUGUUCUGGAAACUUCCUUCUAACUUUGUCUGCCUGGUUGCUGUUGUCUUAUUGGCCUUGCUGUGCCUACAAAUGACACCCUCUGCCUCAAAGCCUUGGGAUCUCUAUGAUGAUGUCUCCGAACUCUUUGAGGCCAUGUCUUUGGAUGAUGUCCCCGGUGCCCAGGAGACUGCUAAAAAUGAACCCAAAGAUUUUUGCCGCAUGCCUGCCCGCAAAGGUGUCUGCCGUGCCUUGAUACCCCGCUGGAGCUAUGAUGUCGAGAAAAAGGAUUGUGUGGAAUUCAAAUUUGGUGGCUGUGAUGGCAAUGACAAUAAUUUCUCAAGUUACAAAUCCUGCAUGAAUACCUGUCAAGGCAUGUAGAGAACCAGAUGUAGUGAAAGAAAGAAGACGCCUCAUUAAGAGUCAAGAGGCAGCCGCAUAAGGCUUUUUUUAAUUUUAAUAUUUAUUUUAUUUGUUUUAAGUUAACAGCAGUUCGCAUUCAAGUGUGAUAUAACGAAUUUGCGCCAUUUUUUAAGGCGCUAUCUUAUAGGUAAAAAAAAAAAACAAGAAUAACUUUAAGGUUAUAAUCCAUUGGCUUCAAAAAAAUUAUUACCCAUUAAAGGGAUAAGGGUUAAUUGUGGGGUGGUAGAAGUGAAGUGAAGAGUGCAUGUGAACCACCCUAAUAUCCUUAAAAUAUGUUAGUUUUAAUUUAAG
Messenger RNA from Stomoxys calcitrans (stable fly), 920 nucleotides. RefSeq names its product kunitz/BPTI-like toxin. The record is from RefSeq and is a predicted model, not a curated record. Bases 228 to 587 code for a protein of 119 amino acids. Gene Ontology annotation, molecular function: serine-type endopeptidase inhibitor activity. The transcript has a single exon. Lineage: Eukaryota; Metazoa; Arthropoda; Insecta; Diptera; Muscidae.